UUCUCUUUCUCCACAAAUGGAUACUUAUCAAAACCCAACGUCUCAUUAUCCACCUGCUCAAGGAUAUGGUGCACCAGAAAACCCUGCCAAUUAUGUAUCACCCAAUGACUUGAACUUGAAUCAAAUGAAUAUUCAUUCAAACCAACAACAUCACCCUUCUCACCAUCCUAGCUUCCAUCUUGGAGGGACUGAAUAUCAUUUACAUCGCCCUCAUCUUCAUGAACUCAAGGAUCAAAUCUUCCAUCACCAAGGACCAACCGAAGUUGUGUGUGGCCCUUUACUUCGCUAUAGUGAUAUUGAUUACCAUUCUCGUACCUGGCGCGGCUCUUGCUUGAUUGUAUCCAAUGAACAUCGAGCACCUCCUCUCCAUGUAGAACUCAAGUCUGGCCAAAGUCAAGUAUUAGAAUUCCAUGCUUACCGUUUGGAUAGUUUCCGACAUCGCUACCACUUUUGGCGUUAUGAGCUCAUGCUACCUUUGACCUCACAACCUCAACGAGUGGUGUACUCGACCCCUAGUUUACCUGGUCAAACCUUUGAUUUCCACUUACCUGCCAUUCAAGAAUCGAUGCGUUUUAUGUUCCACUCGUGUAAUGGGUUUUCUGAUAUACCUCAAGAAGUCAAGGACAAGUUUGGUGGAUUGGAUGUUCCUCUCUGGCAAGAUGUCUUGGAUCGUCAUCAAGUCAUGCCUUUCCACGUUUUGAUUGGUGGUGGUGAUCAAUUGUAUCAAGACAAGAUUAUCAAAGAAGCCUUUAUGAAACCUUGGAAUGAUGAAAAGGAUCCCAAAACGCGUUUGGCUAUGCAACUAUCUUCUGAAAUGAUCGAAGGCAUGGAAACAUUUUAUUUCAACAAUUAUAUUGACAACUUUGGAAAAAAGAAUCCAUGGGUUGCCAAAGCCUUUGCUACUAUACCAUCAAUCAAUAUGUGGGAUGAUCAUGAUAUUAUUGAUGGUUAUGGAUCGUAUCCUUCUGAUAUGCAAAAUGCUCAUUGUUUUAAAACUCUAUUUACAAAUGCGUGUCGCUUCUAUUACCUUUUCCAACAUCAUACUACGGUACAAUUGGCAGAACAACAUGGGAUGAUUCGUGGUGCAAAACCGGAAAGUAAUAGUGUAGUGACUACUCUUGGUCCUGAUAUUGGUAUUCUAUCCUUAGAUUGUCGUGGUGAACGAACUAAACAUGAUAUUUGUAAUCCUAAAACCUAUGAUACUGUUAUGAAUGCUCUAUAUACACGGUUGCCAACUACUGUGAAACAUUUACUUGUGGUUACUGGCGUUCCUCUCAUCUAUCCACGACUUACACUAUUUGAAAAGGCUAUGGACGGUGCAGCUGGGUUCAAUUUGGCAACAUUGGCUGGCAAGACUGGUGCACUUGGUGAUGUGAUCAAUGGAUCCUUAAAUAAAUGGAAUGGUGACCCUGAAUUAUUAGAUGAUAUGAAUGAUCACUGGACCGCUGGAAACCAUUUGGUGGAACGAAAGAAAUUCAUUGAAAGUUUACAACAAUAUGCUCGUCAUAAAUCUAUUCGUGUCUCAUUCCUUGGUGGUGAUGUUCAUUGUUGCGCUGCAGGCAAAUUAUACUCCAAGGAUAUGAAGGAAAAAGAAGAAGGCGAUCCUUAUCUUAUGGUUCAAAUUAUCUCAAGUGCUAUUGUGAAUGUUCCUCCUCCUCAAGCUCUAUUGACUAUUCUGAAUCAAAAUUCAUCUUAUAUUACAUUCAAUGGCAAUACUGAAGAAAAAAUGUUUAAUAUUUUCAAGAGAUCACCCAAUGGAAAUACGCGACAAAACAAAAAGCUAAUGGGAUGCCGAAAUUAUUGCGCAGGAUAUUUUGAUGAAGCAACUGGUAAAAUCAACUUUUGGAUUCAAGCAGAAAAGGAAGUUGGUGUGAAGGGCACAAUGGGUUACCUUGUAGAUGUUCCCAAAUUAGUAUUUGGACAAGCUGGUUACCAUUUACAUACUCAAGGAAAGCAACAUUUAUUAUCAACAAGAGCUGGUUAUGGUUAUAAAGACUCUUUCCCAGGCAGUCAUCAUCAUCAAC
Molecule: messenger RNA, 2024 nt
Organism: Halteromyces radiatus
Lineage: Eukaryota; Fungi; Mucoromycota; Mucoromycetes; Mucorales; Cunninghamellaceae
Exons: 10
Cellular component (GO): membrane
Source: RefSeq, a predicted model, not a curated record